Cricetulus griseus (Chinese hamster) is the source of this 2804-nucleotide messenger RNA. NCBI's taxonomy places the organism in Eukaryota, Metazoa, Chordata, Mammalia, Rodentia, Cricetidae. The record is from RefSeq and is a predicted model, not a curated record.
GCCUCUAACAAGCCAACUUCGGAGCCGGAGCCUGGGACUGGGAGUCGCGGACGCCACAGCCUCCGGACCCCGGGAUCCCGGACCCCUUGGGACCGGCCGGAGGCGAAGGACUGAGACCCCACUGAGGCGGUGGGCCUUACCGCCGGGCUCCCUCGGCCACCGCCUCCCGGAACAGAAGAUGCACUCCAGGAGCUGCCUGCCACCUCUCUUGUUAUUGCUCCUGCUGCUGGGGGAGUCUGGAGUACAGGGCUGCCCAUCAGGCUGUCAGUGCAACCAGCCACAGACAGUGUUCUGUACUGCCCGCCAGGGAACCACAGUGCCCCGAGACGUGCCACCUGACACAGUGGGACUAUACAUCUUUGAGAACGGUAUCACCACACUUGAUGUGGGCAGUUUUGCUGGCCUACCAGGCCUGCAGCUCCUGGACUUGUCACAGAACCAGAUCACUAGCCUGCCUGGUGGCAUCUUUCAGCCACUGGUUAACCUCAGUAACCUGGACCUGACUGCCAACAAACUGCAUGAGAUCUCCAAUGAGACUUUCCGAGGCCUGCGACGCCUUGAACGCCUCUACCUGGGCAAGAACCGUAUUCGCCACAUACAGCCUGGUGCCUUUGAUGCACUUGACCACCUCCUGGAGCUCAAGUUGGAGGACAAUGAGCUUCGGUUGCUGCCCCCCUUGCACUUGCCCCGCCUACUGCUGCUUGACCUCAGCUACAACAAUAUCCCAGCCCUGGAAUCUGGAGUACUACACACUGCCAAUGUGGAGGCAUUGAGGUUGGCUGGCCUGGGGCUGCGGCAGCUGGAUGAGGGGCUUUUUGGCCGCUUGCGAAACCUCCAUGACCUGGAUGUUUCUGACAACCAGUUGGAGCACAUGCCAUCUGUGAUCCAAGGCCUUCGUGGCCUCACACGCCUGCGGCUGGCUGGUAACACCCGCAUUGCCCAUAUACGGCCUGAGGACCUGGCUGGUCUGACUGCCCUGCAAGAAUUGGAUGUGAGCAACCUGAGCCUGCAGGCCCUGCCCAGUGACCUCUCAAAUCUCUUUCCCCGCCUGCGACUCCUAGCAGCUGCCCGAAACCCCUUCAACUGCUUGUGCCCCUUGAGCUGGUUUGGGCCUUGGGUGCGUGAGAGCCAUGUUGUACUGGCCAGCCCUGAGGAGACACGCUGUCACUUCCCACCUAAGAAUGCUGGCCGACUGCUCCUGGAUCUGGAUUAUGCAGAUUUUGGCUGCCCAGUCACUACUACCACAGCCACAGUACCUACCAUAAGGCCUACUAUCAGGGAGUCCACACUUUCACCUUCUAACCGAGCUUCCACAUGGCCCAGCCUCACAGAGCCAACUACCCAGGCCUCCACCUCACCAUCCACUGCCCCACCAACCAUGAGGCCUGUUCCUCAGCCCCAGGACUGCCCAGCGUCCACCUGCCUGAAUGGUGGUACCUGCCGUGUAGGAGCAAGACACCACCGGGAGUGCCUGUGUCCUGAGGGCUUCAUUGGUCUGUACUGUGAGAGUCCUGUGAGGCAAGGGAUGAAGCCCAGCUCCAUACCAGAUACUCCAAGGCCCCCUCGGCCCCUGCCUCUCAGCAUUGAGCCAGUGAGCCCCACCUCCCUGCGUGUGGGGCUGCAGCGUUAUUUGCAGGGCAACACGGUACAGCUCCGCAGCCUCCGCCUCACCUACCGCAACUUGUCUGGCCCUGACAAGCGGCUGGUGACCUUACGGCUGCCUGCUUCACUUGCAGAGUACACAGUCACCCAGCUGCGACCCAAUGCCACCUAUUCUAUCUGUGUCACACCCUUGGGAGCUGGGCGGAUACCUGAAGGUGAGGAGGCCUGUGGGGAGGCCAGCACUCCCCAGGCUGUCCGCUCCAAUCACGCCCCCGUUACCCAGGCUCGUGAGGGCAAUCUGCCACUCCUUAUCGCACCUGCCCUGGCUGCUGUCCUUCUAGCUGUGUUAGCUGCUGCAGGAGCAGCCUACUGUGUGCGGCGGGGUCGGACAACAGUUACAGCUCAGGACAAAGGGCAGGUGGGACCAGGAACUGGGCCCCUGGAACUAGAGGGGGUGAAAGCACCCUUGGAGCCAAGCUCUAAGGCAACAGAGGGAGUUGGGGAGGCCCUGUCAGGUGGUCCUGAAUGUGAGGUGCCCCUUAUGGGCUACUCAGGGCCCAGCCUUCAGGGGCCUCUCCCUGCUAAGCACUACAUCUAAGCCAGGAGAGAUACAGCAGCCAGGGGGCCAGGCUUUCGGUCGCCACCCUCCUGCUGCCACACAAGCAAGUUCUCAUUAUGCACCCCAGGGCACAUACAUGCAUGGUGGUGCUGUGGGACACUAGCCAGUCCCUGAUCCUCUCUGGGCUGGAUCUCAUUUGUGAGCUGCUACAGCCCAGAUGAACUAUUAUAGCCAUCAGUAUGUCCAAUACAGGCGCCCACUGUCUUCUGCAGUGUGCAAUCCUGGGGUGUGAGCCCUGCCAUGUGCUGGUAACAUGGAUAGGCAAGUUGGGCUUCCCAAGCCACCGAGUCUGGUGACCAGUAAAGGAAGGCCCCAGAAGUAGUGGGUGGGGAAGACACUAUGGCUGUGGCCUUGGCCCCAAAAGUGCAGGAACACUUGAAACUGGAAAGGAAGGUGCUUUGGGCACAUGUGGAUUUGCUUCUAUUGUUUUGUUUUUUAAAAAUGUAUUUAUAAAAGAUGUUUUCCCGUUUAUGCUGGGAAAGUGUUUUUCAAACUCAGUGACAAGGACUUUGGUUUUUGUAAGACUAUUGAUGAUAUGAAGGCCUUUUGUAAGAAAAUAAAAAAUAAAAUGAAAUUGACUGUC